Molecule: messenger RNA, 802 nt
Organism: Dendronephthya gigantea
Lineage: Eukaryota; Metazoa; Cnidaria; Anthozoa; Malacalcyonacea; Nephtheidae
Product: MOB kinase activator 2-like
Exons: 5
Coding region: 131-772 (213 amino acids)
Biological process (GO): signal transduction; positive regulation of protein phosphorylation
Cellular component (GO): cytoplasm; nucleus
Molecular function (GO): protein kinase activator activity
Source: RefSeq, a predicted model, not a curated record
UCUUAAAUCUUGAAUCUUGAAUCUUGAUAUUCAAUAGAGCCUUGGAAUGAAAGAUGAAAGCUGUAGCCGUUUUGUAGUUCAAAUGUACAUAUGAAUCAAUGACUCGAGGCACUUGGUAUACUUUAAUGAUAUGGAAUGGUUUAUAAGCAAGAGUAAGAGGAAAUAUCCAAUCAACGAUGAGCAAAAAGAAAUUAAACCGUACAUGGAAAAGAAAAUUUAUGAGAAUCUUAAUUUAACAAAAGAGGAAAUAAAAGAAAUUGUUGUUCUUCCUGCUGGCAUGGAUAUAAAUGAAUGGCUAGCUACACACACACUAACGCUGUUCAACAGCAUCAAUCACAUUUAUGGAGCAAUUACGGAGUUUUGCACCGCAACCACAUGCCCAACGAUGACUGCUGGCACAGUCAUGUACAGUUGGUACGGACGCAAGGGCAAAAUAUCGGCACCCCAAUAUAUUGAUCUAGUGAUGACACAUAUACAAAAACAUGUUGAAGAUGAAUCCUGUUUUCCGUCAAAAUAUGGCUCGAAAUUUCCCGCCAGUUUUGGCACGUCAGUAAAAAAAUUCAUCAAGCUGUUGCUACAUGUUCUUGGACAUUUAUACUACAGUCAUAUCGCGGAUGUCAGUGAAUUGCAGCUUAAUCCAUAUCUAAAUACUGUUUUUAUUCAUUUAAUGUAUUUUGACAACAGAUUUUCGUUACUAGAAGCAAAAGACACCGUGCCUUUAGACGAUUUAGCCCAAGCUAUGAAUCUUAAUCUUGAUCCGAUACAGAGUUAGAAAACAAAUAAUAUAUAUACAUAUAUAAAU